Molecule: messenger RNA, 202 nt
Organism: Dentiscutata erythropus
Lineage: Eukaryota; Fungi; Glomeromycota; Glomeromycetes; Diversisporales; Gigasporaceae
Source: the annotation of a GenBank genome assembly
AUGAAAGGAUGGUUAUUAAGUAGAGUUCCCUGGUUAUUGCUAAAUUUCGAUAAUCCUUGGGAGCUACCACAUCUUGAAGUCGUUGCUGAUAUUCAAUUCAGUGAAUCAGUUAGUAUGUAUACUGAUGAAGAGGGUCGAGAACGAUAUCUUUGGGAAAGCAAUGAUGUAGUAAAAGCUGUUGCUUACGACAUUCCUAUUUAUG